Schistocerca americana (American grasshopper) is the source of this 613-nucleotide messenger RNA. RefSeq names its product UDP-glucosyltransferase 2-like. NCBI's taxonomy places the organism in Eukaryota, Metazoa, Arthropoda, Insecta, Orthoptera, Acrididae. Gene Ontology annotation, molecular function: UDP-glycosyltransferase activity. The record is from RefSeq and is a predicted model, not a curated record. The transcript is spliced from 3 exons. Bases 242 to 613 code for a protein of 123 amino acids.
CACGACUUCUACAAAAUGUCUCUACUUUCAAAAGAGGAAUUCACUGAGAAGAUGAUACAAGCUGCUAAAAGUAGUUGUGACCUUCAGUUUAAAACUCCCGGUAUAAAGGAACUUCACUCACCCAAAUAUUUGACUGUUCAUCACUCAGGGCGGUCUUCAGAGUUUCAACGAGGCAUCCUAUUACAGUGUGCCACUAGUCGGAAUACCUUUCUUUGGUGAUCAAGCAUACAACGUGGCAAAAAUGGUCAGGGCUGGAAUUGGAGUCAAGCUGGACUUUCGAACCAUCACCAAACAGUCUGUCCUCCAAGCCGUGCGGACCGUUCUGGAGGAUCCCAGCUACCAGGAGAAUAUGAAGCGCUUUUCAGCCGUCUACCGGGAGCACCAGAGCACGUCCCUGGAGAAUGCAGUGUGGUGGGUGGAGUACGUGAUCCGCCACCAGGGGGCUCCACACCUGCGCAGCGCAGCCCUCGACCUGCACUGGUGGCAGCUGCUGCUGCUCGACGUCAUUGCCUUCAUACUGGCUGUGGCGGCCGUCGCGGCGUUUGUACUAUAUAAGUUGAUUCGGUGGUUGUUGACUUUGCUCUCUCGACCCAGCAAACAAAAGGAACAAUGA